AUGACGAUUGGCAAACCCUAUGCGCAUACAGAAGAGAAGAGGAGAAUUAACAAAAAGCGGAUUAUCGCUCCAACCAGACAGGUUGGAGAAGCUGGUAGCCGAGGACAUGGGUGUGCCGGCCGGAUGGGCCAGCGGGCGUCAGACGGUUCAUCCCACUGA
This is a messenger RNA of Aspergillus caelatus, 159 nucleotides long. RefSeq lists its product as uncharacterized. The transcript has a single exon. The record is from RefSeq and is a predicted model, not a curated record. NCBI's taxonomy places the organism in Eukaryota, Fungi, Ascomycota, Eurotiomycetes, Eurotiales, Aspergillaceae. The coding region runs from base 1 to 159 and encodes 52 amino acids.